GUCGGUGCCCCGGAAGCCGUAGGCCCCGGGAUUCGGAAGUAGGGCGUCAGUUCUACGGGGAAUUGUAGUUCCGCCGAGCGCCGAAACGGGGAUAGCGCCCGGGCGGCAUGGCCGGGCUGGAGCUCCUGUCGGACCAGGGCUACCGAGUGGACGGGCGGCGCGCUGGGGAGCUGCGCAAGAUACAGGCGCGGAUGGGUGUAUUCGCGCAGGCCGACGGUUCGGCCUACAUCGAACAGGGCAACACCAAGGCGCUGGCGGUGGUCUACGGGCCUCACGAGAUCCGAGGCUCCCGGGCACGAGCCCUGCCUGACCGGGCCCUGGUGAACUGUCAAUACAGUUCUGCAACCUUCAGCACAGGCGAGCGCAAGCGGCGGCCACACGGGGACCGCAAGUCCUGCGAGAUGGGUCUGCAGCUGCGUCAGACCUUCGAGGCAGCCAUCCUUACACAGCUGCACCCACGCUCCCAGAUUGACAUCUAUGUGCAGGUGCUGCAGGCAGACGGCGGGACCUACGCAGCUUGUGUGAAUGCAGCCACGCUGGCAGUGUUGGACGCGGGGAUACCCAUGCGGGACUUUGUGUGUGCCUGCUCAGCUGGCUUUGUGGAUGGGACGGCCUUGGCAGACCUCAGCCACGUGGAGGAAGCAGCUGGGGGCCCCCAGCUGGCCCUGGCCCUGCUACCAGCCUCAGGCCAGAUUGCACUGCUUGAGAUGGAUGCCAGGCUGCAUGAAGACCACCUGGAGCAGGUGCUAGAGGCCGCUGCCCGGGCUUCCCGGGAUGUACACACCGUACUGGACCGUGUGGUCCGGCAGCAUGUACAAGAGGCCUCUGUCUUGCUCGGGGACUGAGCACAUGGCCACCCAGGCCCAGAAUAAAACCCAAGCACCUUCUACUGUA
This is a messenger RNA of Dama dama (fallow deer), 894 nucleotides long. It is a transcript of the gene EXOSC4, whose product is annotated as exosome component 4. The coding region runs from base 108 to 845 and encodes 245 amino acids. Gene Ontology annotation, biological process: U4 snRNA 3'-end processing; poly(A)-dependent snoRNA 3'-end processing; nuclear mRNA surveillance. NCBI's taxonomy places the organism in Eukaryota, Metazoa, Chordata, Mammalia, Artiodactyla, Cervidae. Gene Ontology annotation, cellular component: cytoplasmic exosome (RNase complex); nuclear exosome (RNase complex); nucleolus. The record is from RefSeq and is a predicted model, not a curated record. The transcript has 3 exons.